UUUAUAGGGCCUACAGAGAAAGGUGCAACUGGAUUGAAUAACUUAGGAAAUACCUGUUUUAUGAAUGCUGCUUUACAGUGUGUCAGCAAUACAAGACCAUUAACUUUAUAUUUUACAUUGGAUAAACAUCUGUAUGAACUGAACAGAUCUAAUCCAUUAGGAAUGAAAGGUCAUAUUGCUAAAAGAUAUGGUGAUUUAGUUCAUGAUUUGUGGAGUGGUACUUCAAAAACAAUUGCUCCUUUAAAACUUAGGUGGACUAUUGGAAAAUAUGCACCUAGAUUUAAUGGAUUCCAACAACAUGAUUCGCAAGAAUUACUGGCAUUUCUUAUGGAUGGUCUUCAUGAAGAUCUAAAUAGGGUUCACGAAAAACCUUAUGUAGAACUCAAAGAUAGUGAUGGACGGCCAGAUGAGGAAGUAGCAAAGGAAGCUUGGGAGAAUCACAUCAUUCGCAAUCGCUCAAUAAUAGUAGAUCUUUUUCAUGGCCAGUUGCAAUCUACUGUUACUUGUAAAGUGUGUGGUCACAAUAGUGUGCGUUUUGAUCCAUUCAACUAUUUAUCACUUCCUCUUCCUAUGGAAAGUUGUAUUCAUUUGGAAGUAGUUGUUGUGCGGUUAGAUGGAAGCUUACCUGUGAAAUUUGGUUUAAGAUUAAACCAUGAUGAUAAGUAUUCUGUUCUCAAACAACAACUUAGUAAUUUAUGUGAAAUUCCUCCACAUCAGUUAUUGAUAGCAGAGGUAUCAGGAGCUGUUAUAAAGAGUUUACCUCCUGAUGAUCACAAAAUUCGUAUGAUUAUGAGUGGCUAUUUCUUUGCUUAUGAACUGUCCAAUUGUUCAGAAACUUCUACUUCUGAAGAUGUACGUCAACAUCGAGAACCUCAAACUCUAACUCAGAUUCAAAGAAUACCCCUUUCAGGCGCUGUUUUUCAUUUUUUGUAUGUGAAUAAAAUGUUUUUAAUAAAAACCAUUUAUAUAAUUGAGUUCAAAAUGGGCUUAAAUUGGUUGAAUAUUGCAUAAUGGAAAGGAGAAAUGCAGAGACAUUAAUAAGUUGG
This is a messenger RNA of Centruroides sculpturatus (bark scorpion), 1046 nucleotides long. RefSeq names its product ubiquitin carboxyl-terminal hydrolase 32-like. The transcript has 7 exons. Gene Ontology annotation, molecular function: cysteine-type deubiquitinase activity. Lineage: Eukaryota; Metazoa; Arthropoda; Arachnida; Scorpiones; Buthidae. Gene Ontology annotation, cellular component: Golgi apparatus. Gene Ontology annotation, biological process: protein deubiquitination. The record is from RefSeq and is a predicted model, not a curated record. The coding region runs from base 61 to 1011 and encodes 316 amino acids.